AGAUCACGCCAUUGGAGGAUGGCAAUGAACUUCGACAUCGACUGAUGUGGUGGUCGUCGAUCGGCAUUAGAUACAGUGCCAGCAAUGGCUUUGUCGGCGUGCUGCUGGGGAAGGCGGUCGUCGGGGCCGAAAUUGGGAUGCGCAAUUAGUGAUCGCUCGGGGGAUCGUUUAAGGAAGCGAGGACGAUGGGGCGAGCCAGCUAGAGCUUGACCUAGUCGAGCGCGGAGUCGCAGGUGCAGCUGUAUUGGGGUCGGCAGACGGACGAGGUGGUGGUGGUUUUUGGUUUUGGGAUCAGAACCGCAUUCUUUCCUGCCCGUCUGCCUGCCCAUCUUUGACAUUCGGGUCGACGAUCGGUGUGAAGUUGCAGCCGGUGCGAUGGACAUGUCGAACGACAGUUCUUUUUCCGGGCGGAAAGCCUACAAGAGGCCGCCCGUUCCAGCGCAAAUGAAGUCCUCGAAGGUCCCUAAGGAUUACCAGAACGAGUUGUCUUAUCCGAGUUGGAAUUUGAGCGGUAGACCUGCAGCAGCAUCGGCGGAAGUGAGGUCGAAGGAUCUGUCGCAUGAUAAUUCUUUCGCGAGUCGGAGCUCAGGAAGUAGGCCUUUCGUGCCUGCGCCAGCUCCGGUGAAACCGAAGGUUCAUAAGGAAUUGCACUUGGCUCCCAUGGCAAUGAAGGGGCCGUCGAUUACGAAGCGCCGUAGUGCGCCACCGAAUGUCCAGCCUCGGAAACCACAGAUGCUGAGCGAAGAGAGGUAUUUUCAAGAAGAAGAUAAGUCCUCGAGAUUGGUUCGCAAGAAGCAGCCCAAGCCAUCGUCACGUAAUGCCGCCAGUGGAGACUCAGAUGGCAGGCAGAGGUCUUCGGGUUCGGACGAGGAGCGUGAGGCCGUACUAUAUGCGAGGAGGAGUCUAGAGCAGGCGCUGGAAAAAGCCGACUCUCUUGUAGAUCAGUUGGAAAAGUUGGAGGAUGAUAUCGAGGCAUUGGAGGAUGAAAAAGUAGCGUUGUUGGACGAGUUGCUGGUAUGUGAGGGUCUCGCCGUGAAUCCGUAUCCUCGCUUUCGAAAACGGAAUUUUAUCAGGACCAAACGACAAAGUUCGGAGCCAUGAGGAUAAAGAAUUGCUGGUAUUGCGUGGCUAGGAAUUCUUAGGCUAUAUAUCACCACACGCAAGUAUGUAAUUAGGUUUGUGAUGACCCCCACCCGGUCGUGAUCGUGCGAGGGAAGUUGACACAAAGAGUCAGAUGAGGCUUUCUGUGAUAAUCAUUUGAAACAAAUGCUUCGCAUUACGCCUCGCCAACCUCGUCAAACAAUCAAAGAGGCACUCGAGAAUGAAGGGUGAUACGCUGUAUGGAAUUGAACCCUCCGUCCGUCAAGCUGGGUUUCAAAUUUUUCUGGACAAUUUCAAUGCAGCCAGCACCGAGGAAGGAACCCGGGUUCUUUUGUGCCUGGCCGGCUGUAGGCACCAAGUCUCGCCGUUACCUGUCUCAUCGGAAGCAGACAACAAUUCCUGGCGAUUGCUUAUGCAAAAAACACGGUAGCAGGUGCUCUUCUCAAAGUCAUGGUGACUAGAGAAGGGCGGCAGCAGGUCAACCGAUCAACACCGCCGCCGGUCUCCGUAUUCUUGUGGGACAGAUUGCUUCGUUCCAUCAACUAUUUAAUCGGAUCGUCGAAAAUGUAUAUGGGGGUGAUGAACUCUCUUGUUUGGACGAGCGAACAAUCGGCCCUGCAAGUUUUCCGUACUGCAGCAGAUAGUACACGCGCAUCAUACGCCUGUGCAGUGAUCAAAUGUGCAUAUAUCAUAGCAAGAAGCAAGUUCUGGUAGUAUAUCAGGCUUUUGGAUCGAUCUUGGAGGCCUUGCGAUGCUACUGUUUCCAGGGAUGAUCUGACGCCGAUGCAAAUGGUGGAGACGACUAGAGCACGAAGGAAAUAUGACAUCUGGCACUGGUUUGUUGAUCGCCAAGGGAAAAGUCUGAAGAGUUGGAGUAUAAAUAUAUUUAAUUGAUGGAGUGAUCGUCGACGGAGGGGAGCUGCGUUUAUAUCGAACUCGAGGAGCAUGAAAGAGGACAUCGAGCAACCUGUGAUCCCGGACAAUAUUGGAAGUCUACUUCGUUCCGCGAGCCAGGGUGUCGGAGAGGCUGUGGCCAGAAUGGUGGACUACGGUUUAUCCGCAGACUACGACGGAUUAACUGCAAUGCAUCUUGCUCUUGGCGAGGGUCACGUUGGUGUCAUUGGAUUACUGCUGAAGUGUAAUGCGCAUAUCAAUACCAUCGACCGCUCGGGAGAAUCGAGUCUUCCAAAUGCGAGGCGAUUUGACUAUACCAAGGUUUAUGAGAUCCUUGUACAGAAUGGAGGCACCGCUUCGGAAGGAGUUUAUCAAGGAACUGGCCUAACUACAAAAGUUGAGGUUUCACUAUAUUGUUUAGUUUCUUGGUGCCAUUACUAAAUUCACUCACCUCGUUAUUGCGACGGAGUAUCUUCCGAGGCUUGACAGGGGGAUUUUGAAGACAUAAUCGGAUGAAAGGACGCAUAUCAGCAAGAGAAUCAUUGCAGUUCGCUUUGGAUAUUGCUCGGAAUUAAUGUUUAUUCCUUCAGUAGAUAUGAUAGUCAAUAAAUCAACCAUGUAUUAUGUAACCAUAGGUUGAUGAUUACAGAGACAGGUUGCAAGCCUGCUGCACUUGAGAAGUUAUUUUCCUAGACUCAGAUCACCCAGCAAACAUAGCCGGCAAAUCUUUGGCAUGAAAGCCAGCAAUGUUUUUGCCAAGUUAUACCCAAAUAUAGGGGUAUGAAUUAUCUUCACCAACAUAAGCCAGAUCGAUUCGUCCUUCGCAACCUGAAGCCAUGGAUGAACCUGGACAUCUGAAGGUGGCAGACUUCGGACUAUUGUCAGAGGAAGCAACUACUGGUCGUUUCGGAGGUAUAUACUCAAUAUAACGGGAGAGACGGGCUCUUGUACGUCUAGUGCACCUCGUCGUUGCAUAUUCAGCUCCAGUUGCUGCUGCACUGCUGUUUUCUUGAUCUACCCUAUUGGUCAAGAAAGUUUCCCAAAAAUAUUUUCAAAUAAAAAUACCUAUAUUGA
Marchantia polymorpha subsp. ruderalis is the source of this 3069-nucleotide messenger RNA. The record is from the annotation of a GenBank genome assembly. NCBI's taxonomy places the organism in Eukaryota, Viridiplantae, Streptophyta, Marchantiopsida, Marchantiales, Marchantiaceae.